AUGGCGGAAACUCAGACAAAUUUACGGAAUGACGACUUCCGAAAAUUGUUGACAUCCGCUAGAAGCUCACGUCCGGCAGAAUCUACUUUUGCUCAACCAAAAGCUCCCGCAGCUUCAUUUCGGCAUAAACAGCAAAAAUUCAACAAAUACAAAAAAAGUGCGCAGAAAUCAAGUGCUGGACCACCGAAACCGAAAAAGGAGGGAAAAACUGAAGAUGAGGGAGAAGAGGAGAAAUUGAAGAAUAUCCUUAAAAAUUAUCGAGAUCGUGCAGCCGAAAGAAGAAAACAAUCCGAUGCGCCUGAAGAUCCUACAAAGCUUACAGCAGCUUAUCGGGCGGUACCGGGUGACGCUCGAACAGCGAGAGACCAAGCUGAUUUAAGGAAACAAGCGAUUCUUGAAUCAAAGUACCUCGGAGGAGAUAUCGAGCAUACUCACUUGGUGAAGGGUUUAGAUUAUUCACUUUUGAAUAAAGUUCGAAGUGAAAUCACGAAAACCGUCGAAGACGAAGAUGAUAUUGACGCUGCAUAUGAAGAAGGAAAUAGCAAGGCAGCAGCUGCGAUAUCAACAGAAUUAGCUCAGUCAAACUCAGAAAAUCGAAUGGUGCGUGCAAUGCACAGAAUAUUAUUCAAAAAUGAGUUGCCAAUUCGCAAUGAGCUUUUCGCGAAAGGAAGAAUGGCAUAUGUUGUGGAGCUUGAAGACGAAGACGCGGAUAUUCCGACGACACUCCUCAGAUCAUUACAUGAUUGCCCCCGGCCUGAAUCGCAGCAAUCAAUACAAGCAAACAAUUUGAUUAUUUCGAAAUUGACUCAAGUUUUGGCAUAUUUAAGAACGGAUGUUCGUAAGAAGAAAAAAGAAAAUGAGCCGCGAAGAGAGGAUGAAAAGAAGAGCUCGAAUGAGAAAAGCUCGUCGAAACCGAAGGGCGACAGCAUUUACGAUGAUUUAGACGAUUAUGUUCCAAAUAGAAGACAUAGAUCUCGUGAACGCGACCGUGAUCGUCGUGAUCGUCGCGAUCGAGAUCGGGACCGCGAACGUGAUCGUGAUCGUGACCGUCGUGACUAUUUCGAUCGCGAGCGAAGAAGGGAAGAACGUGAGAAGCGCGACGAACGAGAUGAUCGUCGACGCGAAUCAGACAAGGAACGUCGCGAAAGGCAGAAGCUUCGAGAAGCCGAAGAACUUGAACGAAAAGAGCGCGAAGAGAAAGAACGCGAGAAAAAGUUGGAAGAGAAACUGGAAAAGAGAAGGAAGGAAACUGAAAGUGCUGGAUAUGACGAGUGCUAUCCGGGUGGGAUGGCUGAACUCGGAGGCGGAUGGGAUUCCGACGAAGAAGACUUCUCAAAAAUGGACUUGGGAACCAAAAAAGGAGUUGUUAAUCGAUGGGAUUUUGACAAUGAAGAGGAAUAUGCGAAAUAUCAAGAGGGCCGAGAAGCACUUCCAAAAGCAGCUUAUCAGUAUGGACUCAAAGCUGGAGAAGGUCGAAAAACGAGGAAAUCUCAAGCAGCAAACGAAGCAAAGAAGCUCGAUCGAGAGCUUAAUCAAAUCAAUAAAAUCAUGGAGAAACGAAAAGCGGCAGAGAAUGGAGACGGCGAGUACAAGAAGCCGAAGUAUUGA
Caenorhabditis bovis is the source of this 1608-nucleotide messenger RNA. Lineage: Eukaryota; Metazoa; Nematoda; Chromadorea; Rhabditida; Rhabditidae. The record is from the annotation of a GenBank genome assembly.